AUGGUAAGUAUUGGGAAAUCUCAGAGCCAAGUGUCUAGCAGAAAACAAGAUAAAGUACCUGAAGAUGAUGAACUGGUAUGGACUGUUGAUAGACACUCACUCUCCCAAUUUCCUGCUUCACCAGAGCGUGUAACCGAAGUGAAGACUGAUAUCUUCGUCACCAGUUUUGGACCCGUUUCAGACCAUGAUAUGGAAUAUACAAUAGAUGUAUUUUUCCGUCAAAGCUGGAAGGAUGAAAGGUUAAAAUUUAAAGGGCCCAUGACAGUCCUCCGGUUAAAUAACCUAAUGGCAAGUAAAAUCUGGACUCCGGACACUUUUUUUCACAAUGGAAAGAAGUCAGUGGCCCACAACAUGACCAUGCCCAACAAACUCCUGCGGAUCACAGAGGAUGGCACCUUGCUGUACACCAUGAGGUUGACAGUGAGAGCUGAAUGUCCAAUGCAUUUGGAGGACUUCCCUAUGGAUGCCCAUGCUUGCCCACUAAAAUUUGGAAGCUAUGCUUAUACAAGAGCAGAAGUUGUUUAUGAAUGGACCAGAGAGCCAGCACGCUCAGUGGUUGUAGCAGAAGAUGGAUCACGUCUAAACCAGUAUGAUCUUCUUGGACAAACAGUAGACUCUGGAAUUGUCCAGUCAAGUACAGGUAAGUAUGAUUUUGUUACUUCAGAUAUGCAGGAAGAAGCAGAAAAAUAUUUUGUGAGAACUCAAUGAGUCAUUCAGUAACACAAGUCUAGGAGAGAAAACAUUUCACUAAAUUGGGCAUCCAUUGAGCUGGGAACUAAUGUAAACACGGUAAACCUGUGACCUUGGACAUGUCAUUUAAUGCCUCUUGACCGCUGUUUCUGUUUGUUUGUUUGCAAAUUGAGAAAUUGGUUAUAUGUGAUUACUGUAGCACAGCAAGUAGCUAUGUGAACUCUUAGAGAUGAACAUCUGGGUUAAAUCCUUACUCCUUGAUCUUGUCAGUUGUUUGUAGCCCUCUUGCAGGGUGGUUGGAAGAAAUACAUUAAAUUCAUAGAGAGCACUUAUCACAAUUCCUGACACAUAAACAGCUUUUCAUAAAUAACUAUUUGUAUAGUCUAGGCUCCACUUAUUACCAUUAGUUAAUGAAUUUUGCCAAAUUUGUAGUGGUGAUUAUUACACGUAGGACAUCAAAAAGCCAAUCCUUCUACAAUUUCAUUUGUAUCUCUAACCAAGAAUCUUCCACAGCUAAAGCCAACAGAGUCAUAACCACAUUAUUGAUCACUCUAUGUGGGAAUUAAAAGUAGAUGGCAUGCCAUCCUUUUUAGUGUAGUAACUGAUUUACUAAUUCUAUACUCAAAACUAGACCAGACACUAUGGAAAAGCUGGACUCACAUCUUUAAUGUUGUUUCAAACAAUGAGAUAAAAGUUUUGUUAUUCAAGUAUCCAUUUUGUGCUAUCUGAAAUGUGAUCAUUAGACCAGAUAAUUGUAAAUAAAAGCUGGACUCAAACAAUUAGAUAUAUGUCCCACAAAGCCUAUUGUUUACUGAAAACUUUAACAAGGGUCAACAAUUACUUUUUCAAAAUUAUGUCUUUCAAAAUUUAAGUUUAUUUUAUUCACUGUUAUUUGUGAUUUCUAAGGAAACAUGAUGUAGUAAUAAAUAAGAGGAGUGGUGCUAAAAAACUUCUUCCUCUGAUUUCAGGCUUUAUAUUUAGAGUCUCACAAGCAUAACACAUUCAAAUAAUAGGUCAACCUCUCUUACUGUGAUUAUUAGAUAAGUUCAGAUUAAUAGGAUCUGUCUUUUCCUUGUUUUAAAGCCCCCAUUGCUAGCCUAGAAACUUAAAUGUUUAUGUCUUUUAUUUUUUAAAAAAUGGAGGCUAUUUUUCUUUUUUUCUUAUUUCAAAUCCAAGUGACAUAGUGGAAAGGUCAUAGGUUUUAUAGUGAGGAAGAUGUGAACUCAAGUCCUGGUCCUGUCGCUUAGAAACCUUGUGACUUUGGGCAAGUUAUUUGUUCAUUUGGAAACUCUAGUAUUGCCUAACUAAUGACAGUCCUGUAUUUUGUAUUAAAGAUGAAAUAAUAUAAAAUAUUGCAGAGUGUUAUAUAGUAGGUACUCAAAAUGGUAAGAGCUGUUGCUGUAGUCCUGAAAUAUCCCAAAACAUGAAAAAUGCUCAAGAUUUUUCCUUCUUACAACAUACUAUGUUGGAAAAGAUACGAAAAUAAGCUGUGUUCUGUGUUUACUUUUUAAAACUUGAAUGUCAUUAUAAGCUGGAUAUAAUGGCAGUCACUGCAGACUAAAUGAUAGAUAAGCUCAGAUCUUGCUGUCAUGGAACUUGAGGUCUAAGGGAAAUUGAACACAUAAACUAUAAUUAUCAAAAUUGGUAGUUUAAGUGCUGUGAUUAGCGUGUUUUGUGUGUGUGUGUGUGUGUGAUGGAAGAGACCACAUCUGUCUUCUGUAUCCCUAUUAUUUUCUGUAGUAGUUGAGACAUAGGAGGCAUUGAACAAAUAUUUUGAAUUAAUGAAUAAAAAGUGAAUCCAGCCUAAGAUGAUCUAGGAAGGAUUGUUGCAGGGGUUGACUUUUCAUUUUGUUAGUUGGAAUAUAUUGGGGGGUAAAUAAUCACUCUCUAGGAUCCAGGCAGAUCAC
Molecule: messenger RNA, 2597 nt
Organism: Chlorocebus sabaeus (green monkey)
Lineage: Eukaryota; Metazoa; Chordata; Mammalia; Primates; Cercopithecidae
Source: RefSeq, a predicted model, not a curated record